AUGAAGAGGUUCUACGGCCUGCGCGGCCUCAAACUCAAUAUCGCCAUUGCCGUGGUGGCAGGCACUGAUUUCGCGCUGUUCGGAUAUGAUCAGGGCGUAAUGGGGGGGCUCCUCACCCUGCCAUCGUUUCUCAAAUACUUUCCUGAGAUCGAUACUAUAAAUCCCCCUGCAGGAUCUUCCUCAAGCCAUGCCGCAACAAUACAGGCAAUUACUGUUGGCGCAUACACGCUGGGAUGCUUCUUUGGCGCAGUAGCUACUAUUUGGCUGGGCAACAUCUUGGGACGCAAACGCACAAUCUUUUAUGGCUCGGUCAUUAUGAUUAUCGGUGCUAUUCUCCAGACAGCAUCGUAUGGACUGCCCCAGCUUAUUGUUGGGCGAUGGAUCACAGGCUUCGGAAACGGUAUGAACACGAGCACAGUGCCUACAUGGCAAUCUGAGACAUCAAAGCCGCAUCGCAGAGGCCAGAUGGUGAUGAUCGAGGGCUCACUCAUCGUCUUCGGUGUCAUGCUCAGUUAUUGGCUUGACCUUGGAUUUUCCUUCCUCGAACCAAGCAGUAUCGCCUGGCGCUUCCCAAUCGCCUUCCAAAUCAUACUUGCCUUCGUUGUCAUCGCUUUGAUCCCAGGACUUCCUGAAAGUCCUCGUUGGCUGGUAUUGAAAGGUCGCAAUGAUGAAGCCCUCAUUGUUCUCGCUGCGCUGAGUGAUUUACCGCCUGAAGACAAGAAGAUCCAAGCAGAGUUUCAGGCGGUGAAGGAUGUCGCCCUUGAAAUGUCAAAGGGUGGCUUCCGAGAUUGUUUAAAGAUGAACCGCAAUCGUAAUCUCCACCGUACGACGCUGGCAUACGUCAAUCAGAUGUUCCAACAGAUAAGUGGAAUCAACUUGGUCACCUAUUAUGCGGCAACUAUAUUCGAAAACUCGAUCGGGUUGUCACCUUUCCUCAGUCGGCUCCUAUCAGCUUGUAACGGUACGGAGUACUGGAUCGCAUCAUGGGUCGCCAUUUUCACGAUCGAGAAAUUUGGUCGCCGUUCUUUGAUGAUUUUCGGCGCCGCAGGCAUGUCCAUGUCUAUGGCUGUUCUCGCAGGGGCGACGUCGAACAUUGGCAAUAAAAGCUUGGGUCUGCUUGCUACGGUCUUCUUAUUCGUUUUCAACUCAUUCUUCGCAGUCGGAUGGCUAGGCAUGACAUGGUUGUAUCCUGCAGAGAUCACGCCGCUAUCAAUCCGUGCGCCUGCAAAUGCUAUCUCCACGACCGCCAACUGGGCCUUCAACUUCAUGGUUGUCAUGAUCACGCCACCGGCCUUCGCAAACAUUGGAUACAAGACAUACAUUAUUUUUGCGGUCAUCAACGCUGCCAUGGUUCCCAGUGUAUACUUUUUCUUCCCAGAAACUGCAUACCGCAGUCUCGAAGAAAUGGAUGAGAUUUUCCAUAGGACGACUAACCCUUUCAACGUCGUCAAGAUCGCGCAUGAUCUGCCCCACCGCUAUGACAAACAUGGUGAGCUUCUAGUUGACUACGGGGACACUGAAGCUGCGCAUGACGCAGAGAGGAGACGAAGCUCUGUUACCGGUGCGGAAGUCAGGCGCCCAACAGGUGGCGUGAUUGUUGGGGAAUCAGAGAAAGGUGCAGAGUACCUCGAGCAUGAGCAAAAUGGCAAUAGUCAUGCCCGCUAA
This is a messenger RNA of Plenodomus lingam JN3, 1665 nucleotides long. RefSeq lists its product as uncharacterized. NCBI's taxonomy places the organism in Eukaryota, Fungi, Ascomycota, Dothideomycetes, Pleosporales, Leptosphaeriaceae. Gene Ontology annotation, molecular function: carbohydrate:proton symporter activity. Gene Ontology annotation, biological process: transmembrane transport; carbohydrate transport. The record is from RefSeq and is a predicted model, not a curated record. Gene Ontology annotation, cellular component: membrane.